AUGGCCUCCCGCGGGAAGCGACCCAAGGGCCAGCCGCCCAUCAGCAGCUUCUUCGCUCGGGCGCCCGCGCCGCCCCCCGCCUCCUCCACUCGCGGAGGGCACCUCGCUUUGCCUCUUGAAGACAGCGUUAAACAUGAAUUGGAAAGGAAUCCGUCCUCCGCCCAGGAGCCCCCGCCCAAGCGGCACAAAACCCUGGCUCCAACCGACGCGCCCGUUCCCGAUGCCCAGCCCCUAGAUUCAAAUGCCGGCCAAAGGGUGGCCGGGUCCGGGUCUGGGAUCCGGGUGGCAUCCGGGACAGGAUGCGGUGCAGGGAUUCCCGAAAGGAAUCCGGUGCGGCACCGGGUGGCCCAGGAGAGGCUGGUGGGCGGUGGGGAGGGGGCCGGGGGGGGAAAGGGGGUUGCGAACGGGGGGAACGCUGCUGGUGGGUUGAAGUUCACGCCGCUGGAGCGGCAGGUGGCGAGGCUGAAGGAGCAGUAUCCCAACGUGGUGCUCAUUAUUGAGGUUGGCUACAAGAUGAGAUUCUUUGGAGAUGAUGCAGAGAUCGCAUCCAAGGUCUGCAACAUCUACUCCUACCCAGACCGAAACUUUUUGACUGCCUCAUUCCCGGUGCCUCGCCUGCCCAUCUAUGUGCGGCGCCUUGUGGAGGCUGGUCACCGCGUGGGCGUUGUACGCCAGACAGAGACAGCGGCUGCAAAAGCCGUGUCUGCCAACAAGUACUCUGUCUUUGAGCGCCGCCUGACAGGCAUGUACACCCGAGCCACCUUGCAGGCAGGGGAGGUGUUUGAGGCGGGAAUGGAGUACGGGGCAGGGGUUGGGGAUGAUGGGGCCUAUGGGCCUGGCUGCAACCACCUGCUGUGUGUUGUGGAGGGGGAUGGGAGGCUGGGUGUUGUGGCCGUGGAGACCUGCACCGGUGACGUGAGGUGGGGUGUGUGCAGCAUCGAUGCUAUGGACCACGACCUGCAAUCUGUGCUGAUGCGCGUGACUCCCAGCGAGUUGCUCAUGGUGGACCCUAUCAAUAAGCGAUCGGCAAAGAUGCUGGAAGAUUUUCUAGCGACCAUGCCUGGGGGUCGGGUUGAGCACGCCAGUGGAGCUAAGUACGAAGAGGGCCGUGUCGUCCAUCGCGUGACCGAGCUCUGCAGUGCUGUGGAAUCGUUUGAUGCCUCACAGAUCGUGGGCUCGCUCCCAAGGCUCGUGUUGCAGGCCCUAUGUGCAGCAGAAGAAUACCUGAGACCCUUGGGGGUUUCGGCAGUGAUGCUGCAGUGGGGGGCCUUCACACCCAUUGCAUCAGAUGCUGAGAUGGAGCUCUCUGCGAAUGCCCUACGACAGCUGGAGAUCUUGCACAAUAAUGUCGAUGGAAAGGUCAAGGGAUCUCUGCUGCAUCUCAUGGACCACACAAGAACCCCCUUUGGGUCACGCCUGCUGUGCAGAUGGCUGUCCCAUCCGCUGACAGAUUGGGCCUUAAUACGUGACCGCCUUGAGGCUGUGGAUGAGCUGGCAAGGGCACAGAGCACGGGAUCUGGUCCCCUGGCGUCCUUGGGCGAUGUGCUAUCAAAGCUGCCAGACUUGGAGAGGGGCAUCACCCGCAUGCUGCACAAAACUGCAGGGCCUUCUGAGUUUGCCAGGGUUCUCCGGGUAUGA
Messenger RNA from Ostreobium quekettii, 1638 nucleotides. NCBI's taxonomy places the organism in Eukaryota, Viridiplantae, Chlorophyta, Ulvophyceae, Bryopsidales, Ostreobiaceae. The record is from the annotation of a GenBank genome assembly.